CCUCAAGAGGUCCAGGAUAGCAACCGAGAGGCAGAGUUUGGUAUGAUACCAUGGAAGGGCAGCACAACCAUCCUCAUCAUCUUGGGGACCAGAACAACCCUCUGUGCAAGCUGCCGGGGCAGGAAUUCCAGCAUGAUCCUCAGAGACAUUUAACGUCGUACCCGUAUCGCUGCACCUUGGCAGAUUUUCAGAUUGAGAAGAAGAUCGGACGCGGCCAGUUCAGCGAAGUUUACAAAGCAACUUGUCUUCUGGACAGGAAACCCGUGGCACUGAAGAAAGUGCAGAUUUUCGAAAUGAUGGAUGCCAAGGCAAGGCAAGAUUGCAUUAAAGAAAUUGACCUCUUGAAGCAACUGAACCACCCCAACAUAAUCAAGUAUUUGGAUUCUUUCAUUGAAGACAAUGAACUCAACAUUGUCCUGGAGCUGGCUGAUGCUGGGGAUCUCUCUCAGAUGAUUAAGUAUUUUAAAAAGCAGAAACGGUUAAUCCCGGAAAGGACAGUGUGGAAAUAUUUUGUGCAGUUAUGCAGUGCAGUGGAACACAUGCACUCCCGCAGGGUGAUGCACAGAGACAUAAAACCAGCCAACGUGUUUAUAACAGCCACAGGGGUGGUGAAGCUGGGAGAUCUUGGAUUAGGCCGGUUUUUUAGCUCUAAAACCACUGCAGCACAUUCCUUAGUGGGAACUCCCUACUAUAUGUCCCCAGAGCGAAUACACGAGAACGGCUAUAACUUUAAGUCUGAUAUCUGGUCUUUGGGCUGUUUAUUGUACGAGGUAAGCCUUAACUUAGGGAACAGGAGCUGUGAGAUAUUGCAGAUUCCAGGGAGGACUGGACAGAUGGCAGCUCUGCAAAGUCCCUUCUAUGGAGAUAAAAUGAACCUGUUUUCUCUUUGCCAAAAAAUAGAGCAAUGUGACUACCCACCUCUUCCAGCUGAACAUUAUUCUGAAAAGCUGCGGGAGCUGGUCAGCAUGUGCAUAUACCCCGACCCAGAUCAAAGGCCUGACAUCGGUUACGUGCACCAAAUAGCCAAACAAAUGCACGUGUGGACCUCGAGCACAUGAGCGCCGCGCCAGGGAGCCAGCACAGCUCAGUCUUACUUGAAUUCUUUUCUCAGCUGAAAGCGACUGGUGCCAGGUCACACAGGUGGGAGGUUGAGCACUCGCAGCAGAGGCUCCAUCAUUUGCAGGUUAUUUGACAAGGACUCUUACAGGUGGUCGUGCUUUAACAUGAAGAUUCUGUGAGGUAUUGCAAGUGAUUCUUUUUAUUUUUUAUUUUUAAGGCCAAUAAUGUUACGGAUGUAGAUCAUUUAAGGGUCCUUUCUUAAAACUGUCGUGUGUAAUCUAGGAUAGCAGCUAUUACCGAGGGCUCAGCGUUUGCCAGACCUUCUAUCUUAACUGUAAUGUGAAAUACUGAAAUAAUUCCUUCAGUGAAAUCACUUUAUACUAAUGUAAGGAUUACCAUAGAUGUUGUGUAAUUUGUAUAACUGCUACUUUGCCUCUUCUGCAAAUGGUUACUAGCAAAUUCAGUUUUUACUUGGUAUAUUUUAAAGCAGCCAUUUACGUUUUUAUUAAUUUCCUCCUCUUCAGACUUAGGAACUGGGAAGGGUUGGGGGGAUGGGAAACCCUUUUGUUUCAUGAUUUCUUUUUUUUUUUAAAUUGAAAAAUUAAGAGUAUUUUGCUGAUGCAUUUCUCUGUCGGAGAUGAGUUAAACAUGAACCUGGGAAAAGAAGAUAAACAUGCCAAGCAAACCCCUACAAGCCUUGCUCCUGCAGAGAACUGCUCCUUUCCCUCAUUUUUCCCUUCUGGAAUGGUUCUUUACCUCCAGGUUCUUGUUUAAAACCAGUGUUUAUCAAAGCAAAUUCAUUUUUGGUGCAGAGACUUUUACAUAUUCAAUAGUACAUCAGGUACUAUCGGUGGAACUUUAGCAGUGUUUUAAACACUUGGAAAUUUUUAAAAAAUAAAUUAAAUGCUUUGUGUAUGGAAUUCCACAUAGGAUCAGCCCCUUCUCUCAAACUGUGAAAGCUCAUUACAGAAUGUGAAUGUUUAUAAAAUCUCAACCUGAUCUGAAGGAGUCAUCGUCUUUAACUGCAUGAAAAUUGUCAACCAGCUAAAUUUGUUCAUUGAAUCAAUGAUUUGUUUCAUUACUGUCAAUGGAAAUACUCACUGCUUUAGGAACAGCCGUGGAUUCACGUUCCAGUGUCUCCAUUCCAUGUGCCUGUCAGGAGGAGCAGGGCUGCACUCGGUGCUCCAGAGGAAAUCCUGCAGCCUGUGCUGCUCCAGUGCCGCUUCCACGUGGGACAGGGGCUUGUGCCAAUGUAUACAUUUGUGUGUGACAGUUCAAAUGCAGCCUGUGCCUGUUCUGGUGGUUGUUUUUUUUUUUAAAGAAAGCUUACAAUCCUUGACUUUUUUGAACUAAGAUUAGGGUUAGGGGGUUACAUACAUAUAUAUAUGCUUUUAGUGGAUUUUUUUAACCUACUUUUCUCUACUUUAAGGAAAACUGCAGUGCCAUCUUCAACUAGUUCCUGUAAAAUUUGGGAAUAUUUGUAUAGGGUACCAAGAAAAGCCAUUACUUGCUGUGAAUAUGGUUGGUAUCAUUAAUGCAAGGUGCCAUUUUACUGAGGCGUCUCAGCAGAAAGUUGAGGCUGCUGCUCUCAGGAGAGAUGUGGGAAAUUCAAAUCAGCAGGAGAAUAUCGUGGAGGCACCAAAUUACUCCCACCAUUUCCAUGCCAACCAGCCUGGUUAUUUAUACCAGCUUCUUUAGCACUUCCCAGGGUUCAGCCUGAACCUCUCUGGUUCCACUGCAGCUUUCCUUGGAGCCACGGCUUCCAGGGAAGCUCAGCUCAAAUAUGAGUAUCUGGAGAAGUCUGGUCACUUUCUUGCUACAUGAAAUUUCGUAGUGCUUAUAAAGAAAUGUAUUUCAAAAGGUAAUUUUUUGCAAUUGUGCGUUUUUAGAUAAAUAAAAUUAUUUCCAAAAUAAA
Molecule: messenger RNA, 2974 nt
Organism: Cyanistes caeruleus (blue tit)
Lineage: Eukaryota; Metazoa; Chordata; Aves; Passeriformes; Paridae
Source: RefSeq, a predicted model, not a curated record